AUGGUCCUGAAUUUUACGAGCUCCCUCGACGACAACAUCUGGGUCGUUUCCGCACAAUUGCACUACUACGUGAUGAUCUUUGGGCCGCUGGGCAAGAUCACACAGAUGGAAUGCGAGAUAUUCCUUGUCAUUGACCAAUUUCUCAGGCUGGAGCAUUUGAGUAUAUGUGAGUGUGGCCCCGUAUUUUACUUCAGGGUCCCACCACGAUGGCUAUUCGUUCGUGUAGAAACAGCAGACGACACUGUCGGUUGGGGUGAAAGUACUUUAGAAGGCCAUACCGAGGCAGUCGAAGGCGCUAUGAAAGAUCUUCAAGAACGAUUUACUGGUGCGGAUGCAGACAACAUCCAGGACAUCUGGCAGACUGCAUACAUGAUGCGAUUUUACCGUGGGGGCCCUGUCUUAAUGAGUGCACUAUCGGGAUUAGACAUUGCACUCUGGGACAUCAAAGGCAAGAGGCUUGGAGUCCCAGUAUGGCACUUGCUGGGCGGUAAGGUUCGGGAUCGCGUCAAAGUGUACGGAUGGAUUGGUGGUGAUCAUCCCAAAGACGUCUUGAGUGCUGCCCUCGAACGAAAACAACAAGGAUUUACAGCCGUUAAGAUGAAUGGAACAGAUGCGAUAUCAUGGAUUGAUUCUCCGGAUGUUCUCAAGGGAACCGUGGAGCGUAUUCGCCAAGUCAGGUUCGUCAAUAUGGAUGUCGGUGUGGAUUUUCACGGUCGAGUACACAAGGGAAUGGCCAAGCAGCUGGCUAAACUACUGGAACCGUAUCAACCUCUUUUUAUCGAAGAACCUCUAUUACCCACACAACCGGAUGAGAUUGCGGAUAUUUCGAGAAUUGUUUCGACCCCCAUAGCCCUGGGUGAACGUCUUUACACGCGUUAUGAGUUCAGACCUUACUUCGAGAAACAUGCCAUUGAUAUCGCUCAGCCUGAUGUUUCCCACUGCGGAGGAAUUACGGAACUAAGAAACAUCGCAUCACUCGCAGAGACAUAUGAUGUUGCAUUAGCACCACACUGCCCGUUAGGUCCAAUCGCAUUGGCGGCUUGCGUGCAGGUUGCCCUGUCUGCACCAAAUUUUGUUAUCCAAGAAAUGAGUUGGAAGAUGCACUACAACACGGAUGAUCCUGAGGCCGCGGAUUUACACACAUACAUGGCAAACCCACAAGUAUUUGACAUCAAGGAAGGGUACAUUGGUGCGCUUCAAGGGCCGGGUAUUGGCAUAGAAAUUGCUGAAGGACUUGUUCGAAUUGCUUCAGAAAAGUAUAUGUCUAGCCGCUCAGCUUGGCGCAAUCCAGUCUGGAGAGGUUCGGAUGGAGGUUUAAGAGAAUGGUAG
Messenger RNA from Guyanagaster necrorhizus, 1329 nucleotides. RefSeq names its product enolase C-terminal domain-like protein. The record is from RefSeq and is a predicted model, not a curated record. Gene Ontology annotation, molecular function: galactonate dehydratase activity. Lineage: Eukaryota; Fungi; Basidiomycota; Agaricomycetes; Agaricales; Physalacriaceae. Bases 1 to 1329 code for a protein of 442 amino acids. The transcript has 10 exons. Gene Ontology annotation, biological process: amino acid catabolic process; D-galactonate catabolic process.